Messenger RNA from Pocillopora meandrina, 7759 nucleotides. Lineage: Eukaryota; Metazoa; Cnidaria; Anthozoa; Scleractinia; Pocilloporidae. The record is from the annotation of a GenBank genome assembly.
AUGACAAUGCUAAUACAUCUUGCCCUCGCUGAGAGCGAAUCGUGCCUUGGUAACUACUUGGAGUCAAAAAGAAAUGCUGAACUUGCUUUUGCAAUUGUCUUAAAUCACGAAAAUGCCAGAAAAGAUAUAGCUCGAGCGUGUUACAGAAUAUUUUGGAAGUGUUUUAUGAGUGUUGAGCGAUAUGACCAAAAGAUUGAAUGUCUCAUGAAAAUGCUUGCAAUUAAGAAGGAAACUGGUGACACAGUGAAAGAAGCAGAGGUCUAUUUCCAGCUAGGAUUAUGUUAUUCCUUCGUAGGUCAAAAAGAACAGGCAGUAGAGUUUGUUGAGAAAUCAAUAAAGAUACGUCAGAUCAAUGGAAACCAGGAGAGACUAGUUGAUUGUUUAAACCUACUGGCAAAUAAUGUGCUUUCGCCAGGCCAGCAAAACGAGGCAUUCGAGAGACUGCAAGAAGCCCUUCGAGUUAGCGAUGGGAUUGAAGGGGGAAUGAUUAAAUCUAUAGUGCUCAUGGCAUUGGGACAUGCUUAUAAAGAUAUUGGUCAAUACGAUAAAGCAAAGGAAUAUUACCAGAAAGUGAUUCGAGUCAGUGAGAAGUUUCAUGUCCCAGACUUAGGAACAUGGGCCUACUAUCACAACGCUGAACUUCUCAUUGAACUUCAACAAUAUGAGGAAUCCAUAAAGAGCAUAGAGAAAGCCCUUGAACUAUGUGAAAAAGGAAAUUUAGCAGAGCAGACCACACUCUCUAAAGGCGACAUUUACAUCACAUUCUGUAAGAUACACCUACUGCUUGGCCAACACGAUAAAGCUGAUGAAUAUGUGAAGCAAAUAUUAACGGAAGAUUGGCCCAAAAAUAACUUGGAUCGGUCUUUAAGCCUCUUUCAGUUAGGUUCCUUUUUCAGUGUAAAUGGGAAAUUGGAACAGGCAUGUGACAUUAUUUCUGAAAGUAUCAAAUGCUAUGAAAGUGGGCGUGGCCUUUUCAAUGAUGAGUUCAAACUUUCUGCCGGGGACAUGGAACAACACUUUGAAUUGUACAGGUAUCAUUGCCUCUUGCUUAUGGCUCUGGGUAAGCCCAUCCAAGCUUUAUGUACAGCAGAGAGAGGCCGUGCCCGCCUACUGGCGGAACUGUUAGCAGAGAAAUAUGCCAUUCGAGAAGAGGCAGAGCUAAGUGAAAAUGACCUCAAUAUACUUCUAAAGCGUCUGAAUAAUAAUCAAAUUUUAGUAUUUAUCGCCACUCCAAGAGGUAAAAGAAUCACGUUCUGGAUAAUGAAGAAUGAUGCCACAUUGGAGAUGAGGAAUCCAAAAGGGGCCAAUCAAGAUUCUCCCCUGAAGACUUAUAUCGAGUCAUUUUCUUACGGCCGUAGCAUUAACUGUGAGGACCGUUCAUUGUCAGCUUUGUAUGACAUUCAGUAUACUGCUGAUGAUACCCAGCACGACGGAGUCAGGGGGAAACGUCUCCUUGAGGAGACAGACGACGAGGACCUUGAGGCUGAAAACUUACCAAAUCAACUGUACAAGUCACUCAUCUCUCCAUUUGCUGAUCGAAUUCAGGGCCGAGAGCUUGUACUUGUUCCCGACGGAUCUAUGGUCAUGGUUCCAUUUACCGCACUUCAGGACGAUUCUGGAAAGUACCUAUCUGAGUCGUGCAGUAUUCGCAUCAUUCCUUCGUUGUCAACACUUAAGUUGAUUCUUGACUCCCCAGAGAAUUAUCACAGCCAGAAUGGAGCGCUGAUCGUUGGCGACCCACAAGUAAGUCAUGUCACACCACUUCCGCAAUUGAAAGCAGCUAGGCAGGAAGCUAAAGAAAUUGCUGAUCUUCUGGAGGUGGAGCCUUUGUUGGGUGAGCAAGCAACGAAGGAAGAAGUACUGCGACGAAUAACGGAUGUGUGUCUAGUACACAUCGCCGCCCAUGGUGACGCAGAAAGAGGGGAGAUUGCUUGUGCACCCAACCCAUCCUCCCCUCAAAACCCAACGAAGGAGGACUACAUGCUGACUAUGGGAGACAUCGCCAAGGUUCAGAUCCGGGCCAAGCUUGUUGUACUCAGCUGUUGUCACAGUGCUAAAGGAAAGAUCAUGAAAGCCGAGGGAGUUGUGGGGAUCGCUCGAGCCUUCAUUACUUCAGGAGCUCGUUCAGUGCUGGUUUCUCUGUGGGCCGUGGAUGACAAAGCCACAAAGGAGUUCAUGAUUCGUUUCUACGGACAUGUGAAGUGUGAUAAAAUGAGUGCCAGCGAAGCUCUUCACCGGACCAUGAAGUGGAUGAGAGAAUCUGAGACGACAAGGUACACGGUGAGGGAAUGGGCUCCAUUCGUUCUGAUUGGAGAUGACGUCAAACUGGACUUAUAAAAACCAUGUUUCAAAUGAGGUGCAGCAAGACAAGAACACAGAAGGGAGAAGUGUAUCAAUUUUCUAAAAUUAGAUAGGACUUCACCUUUCUUAUGCAGUUUUUUUUGUCAUUUCUCAGAAACUUUUUUCUUCAAGGUUCUAUAGGAUUGUCAAUGAAAGAACUGUUUUGGAUAUUAUACGAUUAUCAUGUAGUAAAGCGAGUUCAAUUAUUUGUUAAGCUCAAACUUCUGAUAAAGCUUUUAAAGUAGUUUUUCGGAACCACGGCAAGGAAUUCUUUUUUUUCCAUAUAAACAAUAGUUUGAUGAAAUUUCCAAAUUUUGGCUGCAAAAUUAAAGAGCCAUGGCUUUUUAAGGAAAUUCACACAGUCGCCGUAUAUUAAUAUUGCGAUAAACUUAACGUUAUUGAUAACCUCAAUAGACACAUUGUCCUUUACUUUUAUUAAAAGUAAACCAAGAAAAAUUUAAACCGCUUCGAAAUCGUAUUGACUGUCCUUUCUUACCACGAACUUUAAGUGUUUCCAAUGCGGUUAAACUUAUCGAUCUGUAGAAAUCGCGGUAGAGCUUCAGUUGGUUAGCGCGCUCUGAUUGAUCUAAGACUGUGCCUACUUUUUUUCGCAAAGAGCACUUCUUUGCUCGUUUAUCCUCAUUGCUAAGCCAAGAAAAUAACUGCCAUAAUCCGUACUAUUUAUUCUUUUUUCCACAUGAGACUUUACGGGAGAGUAAGACAAGGGGUCUUUACAAACGUUUGGUUAUCUAAUGGAAAUGGCAUUGGCAUUCGAUUUUUUCAAAUAUCAUAACUUGUCUAUGUUCCGCUAUAGUUUCAAUAUCAACAGACUCGUCGCCUUUUUUGACAUGAUGACAGACAGCAGGGACUAUCAUUUACGGAGAAUGAGCACAUCAUGCGGAAAAACAAAGACGUAAAUAACCACAUGUCCCCUCGAGCCUUUCCUGACAAACAAAAUUUCUUUAUCGGAUGGAAUAAAUGAUCAUUACAAUUGAUUGCUUUAGUCUGAUAAAAAGCGCAGCAAAAUUUCUAUAAACAUCGUAUAUCCACUCACUCUAUCAACGAUAUCCACCGUGACGUAUUCCACUGCUCUCAUUCUUAAUUCACGUGUCUUUGUGUUGUGGAGAGACAAUUCAGAGAUCUAUAUUGCAGAACUGUCACCAAAGAAAAAAGAUUUAGCCUACUCUAUCUUCUAAGCUAUUCUCUUCAUUCUGCAUUUACUAUUCUUAUGGAAUUUUCCAUGUUCUAUUUUUCCACCAGAAAAUUUAUUUCCUAGUUACUGCUUUCGAAAAAGAAAUGAUUUCCCUUAGUCCUAUUCGCUUUCCAAAGCCUGUUUUUCGAUCCCUUUUCCUUGAUCUCACAUUUCCUAACUCAAAUAAUGACUCAUUCGUACUUCACUUUUCGUUAAAAAUUUGUGAAACAUAAUGUCUUUGCCCAGCGGAGUAACACAAUAAGCAGUUAAGUAGCAUGUAUCUUUAUUAAGGAUUGCAAAGGUCGACAACGCCUGUAAGACGAAUGUUCUGUUUUUUACUCCGUUUUAGCGCAGGAUGAUAGAGCAAUUAACGAAAAUGACACAAAUAGCAAAGGAAGGUUCUAAAGUUGCUUCAAUUCAGAGGUUUGUGCAUAACUAUUUUUGAUUGAAAGUUCAUGCUUUCAAGGUGAAAAUCAAGAUGACUCCGUGCAUGCACUAGUCAAAGCAAGCUGAGGCGGAACUGUUACGUUGUUUAUGAUCUGGGCUUUAGCCAAGAUUUCCUUGUAAUCCGUAAUUCAGUCCAUACGUACAUUUAUACUUGAAAGAAAAAUUAGAGAAAAAAGAUAACCUACGACACUUUGUUCUCAGAUGGAAACUCUUUUAAAACCAGCAAAAACCCAAAAAGGUAAAUGGAGAUUUAUGGCGAAUUGACAGCUGCUGGCGAUUUCUAUAUUUCUUUCAUUUUCAAAGCAUUUAGCUCAAUUUCAAUUCUGAAAAGUUAAUUGUUUAUGACUGUGCGUAUUUUCAAUGUCAAUAUAAAAUCAAGGGGAGCUGCAAUGAAAUGCCUGCUUAUUUUCGGAAAACAUAUGAGAGCGUUAACCAUUUACAGCCUAAUAUCAAUAUACAUAUUCUCCAAACUGUUCUCCAUAAAUUUCCUAAGGUGCUCUCAAGGUGAAUUAGUUUUAUAAUCAAGAGCUUAUUUAGUUAGUGUUCGUUUUCUUUAUGCUCUUAAUUACUUAGGGGUGGAAGGAGUGUUUCGCAAACAUGAAAGCCUUCAAUAGUAAUAUUUGUGCUCUUGGUGAGGCGAUAUAAGUGCCACUCUCGUUAAGAGCGGUCCUCUCGACUUCCCGUCGGAAAAAAGUUUCCUUUUAUUUUUUGCCCAUGAAAAGGGUUUUUUUGAUAUGCAAAUUAAGGUCGAAGAGAAGGGUCUCCUCUGAUCACGCUGGUAUGAAAAUUAUUUCAGCUGAAGUUUCCAUAUUUUGUCUGUGAACUAACUGAAUACACCUUGUAACUUGUAACAAGAUAGAAUUCCGUGAGCUACAUUGUUGCAGUCGCUGCGCGCUGGACAAAAUCGUUGAAAUUUACAUUUUCGAUCGCUGUCAACAUGGGUGGUCUGGCCAAAAAUCAUUUUUGGCUUGUGGCGACGCAAAAAAAGAGAAUUGGAGAACAACUAAACUACUUUUGAAACAUGUGUCCUAAACCCUUUUCAUGGGCAAAAAAUAAAAGAAAACUUUUUUCCGACGGGAAGUCGAGAGGACCGCUCUUAGCGGGAGCGGCACUUAAGCGUUGUCAAAAUGCAACUUAUGGUGAUAUGUAUGUUGAUAGAGAUGCAUGGCAGGCAGGAGUGCAAUUGUGCCUCAACCUACCUGCAAGGCAGGUGUGUGGAGGCAAUAAUUGAAUUAUAAGAAUUAAAUUGUUCACAUUUUUUUAAUCGUUGUGGAGAUGGCUAAAGAAAGUCAAACUUGCAUUUAGUGGCACCAUAUUUAGCAGUUACCUUGUAUUAAGCAGUCACUUGUCAAAGUCCCGAGUUUGUUUCCGCUUAAUAAUUGUAAUUUUCAUCUCUAUUAAACGGCCACUCCUAUUAAGCAGUCGUAGUUACCUUUAAUAAGUCCCAACGGACCACUCAAACAAAACUAAGAAAAGUCUUAAAUAAUUUUUCAUCCAUUUUCUCUCCCAAAAUCAGAAGUGAGUAUUAUUUUCGAGCGAGAUUCUAUACAUUAUGUGGUCAAUUAAAGCAUACAGUGGCGUUAUUUAUGCUUUUUAUAAUACCCCUAAUCUGUGGAAACUAUAUUUAGAAGUCAACCUGUAUUAAGCGGUCACAUCGAUGACCGCGUAAUACAGGUUCGACUGUAUGGAGUUUCUUACGAAGACUUUACUUAACUCUCACAGAGAACGGCGUUAAAUAUGAACGGAGUGGAUGCGUCGGGAGCUGUGAAGAUUACAACGUUAGUGGCACGCUUCCUAGAAAACACCAAGCGUCAACGAGCAGCUCUACAAUUGUACAAAGAGUUGGUGACACUAUUGGAAUUCAUCAAACAGGAGUUUAAUUUAUCAAAAGCCACACUGAAUGAUAAAACACGAAAGAUACUCGAUGAGUGGACUAUAUCAGCAUUUGUUUCCCUCGCUCAAGUCAACUUACAUUUGGGUGAGUAUAAUGAGUCAAAGACAUAUGCUGAACUUGCCCUUGCUAAAAGUAGAGAAACUGGAAGCAAAGAGACAGAAAAGUUAUGUCAUCGAAUGAUAUGUUUAUGUCUGGCUUUUGGUUGUAGCCAACAUGACCGAGACACUGUAUGUUUAAAGGAAAUGCUCUCAGUUAUCAAGGAGUCCGGCGAUACAGAGUCAGAAGCAAUUGCCUGUUAUUUACUUGCUAUGAGACAUUUUGAAGUUGGUCAAAUGGAAGAGGCAGCAGAGUUUCUAGAGAAAUCAAUUCAAACGAGUCAGAAAGGUAGUUACAGGUGGUUAGAGAUGAAAAGCCUAAUCGCACUAGGACAUACGAUGCUUUUGCCAGGCCAGAAAAACAAAGCGUUUCAAAAACUUGAGGAAGCUCUUCAAAUAAGCGAAGAAAUUGAAGACAAGAGGUGGAAAGCCAGUGCUCUUUUCAAUUUAGGGAACGCUCAUUAUGCUGAUGGUAGGUACGAAGAGGCAAGGAAGUUUUACGAGAACUCACUGCAACUCGAUGCAAAAUUGCCUCAAAUAGGAAUAUGGCUUUAUAUUGGGCUCGGUACUGUUCUUGUUGAACUUAAACAAUUUGACGAAGCCAUGAAGCUUUUACACAAAGCCCUUGAAAUCUGGGAAGAGGACAAACCAGUAUACCAGACCUUACUCUGCAGGAACGAAAUCUUCGCCGUACUCUGUCACCUACAUCUACUUCUUGGUCAACCGGAAAAAGCUACUGAGUAUGUAAACAAAAUAUUAACAGGAAGUUGGCACAAAAGCAAGCAUGUAUCUCUUAGUUACCUAGGUACCUACAUUACCAGACACGGACACUUUGAAGAGGCAUGCGACAUUCUGGCUGAAAGCAUCAAAAGUUAUGAAAACUAUUUUGAGUCUUUAAAUGACAAAUCCAAACUUUCUGUAGGGGACAUAGAAGUCAACAUCGUGAUUUACCAGCAUCGCUGCUCUCUGCUACUUGCUCUUGGUAAGUUUGCCGAGGCUCUAUGUACAGCAGAGCAGGGUCGUGUCCGUGUAUUGACAGAACUGUUGGCAAAUAAAUACAGGAUCCACGAAAAGGCCAAGUUUAGUGAAACGGAACUCAAUAGCCUUAUGGUUGGUCUGGCGAAGAGACAAGUUAUAGUUUAUUUUGGCUCUGGUCUCAAAGACAGCAUCUUCUGGAUAAUGAAAAAUGAACUUGGUUCGAAAUUGGAGGCGACUUCCCAAGAAAAAGCCAGAGUUGAUACACUCCUUGAAGCCAACUCCAGGUCACUUUCUUGCAGUCGAAACGUCAACUGCGAGGACCGUACAUUGUCAGCCUUGUAUGACAUUCGGUCUGCUGAUGAUGAUACCCAGCACGACAGUAUCAGUGAGAAACGUCUCCUUGAAGAGACAGACGACGAGGUACGUGAGGUUGGAAACUUACCCAAUCAACUUUUCAAGUCACUCAUCGCUCCAUUUGCUGAUCGUAUUCAGGGCCGAGAGCUUGUACUUGUUCCCGAGGGAUCUAUGGUCAUGGUUCCUUUUGCCGCACUACAGGACGAUUCUGGAAAGUACCUGUCUGACUCGUGCAGUAUUCGCAUCAUUCCUUCGUUGUCAACACUUAAGUUGAUUCUUGACUCCCCAGAGAAUUAUCACAGCCGGAAUGGAGCGCUGAUCGUUGGCGAUCCACAAGUGAGUCAUGUCACAGCACUUCCGCAAUUGAAAGCAGCGAGGCAGGAGGCUAAAGAAAUUGCUGAUCUUCUGGAGGUGGAGCCUUUGUUGGGUAUGCAAGCCACGAAAGAAGAAGUGCUGUGA